CCACCCCGAUCGGAUAAACUAUAAAUCCGACUCUACCCGAAACAGCUUAGCGUCAUCAAGUACAAGAUUCCGUCGGUUCCUUUGAUCGGUUCACCUUUGCUAAGCUUGCUACUGCUUUCCCACUGCCACACUUCCCCUUAGCUAGCUGUUCGGUUUCAGCCCCAGCCCACAAAUCGCACAUUCUCAUCCCCGCGCUGGCUCAGAUAUGCCUCCGCCAGCUGCAUCACUGGCAAUGUUGAUGUUGCAGUAGGGAGCAACGGACAUGUGGCUCUUUGAGGUAUGUGGAAAUUGUUGGCUAGCUACUUGGCCAAUGAUCUGAAAGACGGCACUGACGGUAUCUGCUCUGCAACUGCCCAGUGUGGUUCAGCCAACAACCAACCCUAUACCAAGUGCCGUCCAGGAAGCCAAUGUGAUCAUUCGGCUGCCAACGGGGCCCCCUGUUCCAUACAUAAGUCCUCCGAAGGCAGUUUCAGCUCCGCCCGUACGCUGGCAGAUGUAACGUCGUCUUCCACCGUAGUUACGAUCAAACUACCGCCUCGGGCUCCGAGCUCCGAGCUUCUAGUCAAGACCAGUGCCAACAAAUCAUGUAUCAAUUUCCAACCCCUGUCCACGACACCCUGGCUGGGUUUGACAGACCUCCCUCCCUCCCGGUUCCUGGCUUGAAUCCGCAGAGUCCAGAGCUGGCGAGUGGCUCAGCAAGAUUCUAAAAUCAGAUGCUUAAUGCUAAAUUGGAGGAUUACUGUUCUA
This is a messenger RNA of Aspergillus ochraceoroseus IBT 24754, 747 nucleotides long. RefSeq lists its product as uncharacterized. NCBI's taxonomy places the organism in Eukaryota, Fungi, Ascomycota, Eurotiomycetes, Eurotiales, Aspergillaceae. The transcript is spliced from 2 exons. Bases 280 to 663 code for a protein of 127 amino acids. The record is from RefSeq and is a predicted model, not a curated record.